AUGUUGCCUGUCGAUCCAAACAAAAAGUUAUCUUUUACUCGUAGCAUUUGUGAUGGAGAUUUGGUUAUUGUCUAUGAGGGGCAUGACAACAUGAAGGCUCUUAAAGUAUGCAAGGAUUUAGUGCUUCAGAACCGAUUUGGUGUAUUCAAACAUUCAGACUGGAUUGGAAAGCCCUUUGGAACCAAGGUUUUUAGCAACAAGGGUGGUUUUAUUUACUUGUUAGCUCCAACUCCUGAAUUGUGGACUCUGGUUCUAAGUCACAGGACCCAGAUUCUCUAUAUUGCUAAUAUUAGCCUUGUCAUCAUGUACUUGGAACUAGUUCCUGGUUGUUUGGUUCUGGAAUCUGGACUGGAAGUGGAUCUUUAA
Juglans regia (Persian walnut) is the source of this 366-nucleotide messenger RNA. RefSeq names its product tRNA (adenine(58)-N(1))-methyltransferase catalytic subunit TRMT61A-like. Gene Ontology annotation, biological process: tRNA methylation. The transcript has a single exon. NCBI's taxonomy places the organism in Eukaryota, Viridiplantae, Streptophyta, Magnoliopsida, Fagales, Juglandaceae. The coding region runs from base 1 to 366 and encodes 121 amino acids. The record is from RefSeq and is a predicted model, not a curated record. Gene Ontology annotation, cellular component: nucleus; tRNA (m1A) methyltransferase complex.